AUGGAUACAGAGGGGGGCGGUGCGUCAUUGCGCUUGGAGAAUGAGAAACUGCGGUACGAGAAUGACCACCUGAAAAUAAUGCUUGACCUAAUGAAGGAAAACUUUCAUCUGAAGUCCAAACUGCAAACCUCUGCUCUAACCAGCGAUACUAUCAGGAAAUCGACAGGCAGGAACACAACUAUUCAGUGGCAAGACAUCGUGGAUGAGGACAGAUUCAAACAUGAGCUGCAUCAAUCGUCCAAACAUCCUCACAGAACGUCUUCCCCGGUUAACCUGGAGUCCUACACCAAGAGCUGCAUGUGCACAGACCCACGAGAACACGAGCAGACUGCAUGUGCACAGACCCACGAGAACACGAAGAGCUGCAUGUGCACAGACCCACGAGAACAUGAACAGACCGCAAGCUGUUCUUACCGCAUGUCUCAGAAGAUGAAAGAUCCAGAGCGGUUGCUGGGGGAGAUAGCCUUCCAGCUGGAUCGAAGGAUCCUGUCCUAUGUGUUCCAGGGCCAGAACAGACUCUAUGGGUUCACUGUGCUCAAUAUACGAGACAAGAUCAUUCAGGUGUCCACACACCCUCUGACGGGGAAGGUGGACGAGGGCUACAGGCUCCAGCUGUCCCAGCGCUACACUGAGCUGAUGGCCAAGCUGAAGCAGCUGGGCUAUAGCAUGACUCUCCACCCCCCCUUCACAGAGUUCAUCAUCAACACCUACGGCAUCCUGAAGCAGAGGGCUGACUCAUACAGCGCCCGGGAGCUGGGAUACAACAGCCCGGACUUCCUCAGGAGAGUAGUUAUCAACACAGCCCCCUCCAAACUCCUGAAGGAUCUCCUGCUGCUGUUCAGUUGCCUCUCUUUCAUGGCCAGGCAGGACGGCAAGCCCCUCUUCCUCUGGUAAACGGGCUGGGAACAGCUCUGGUCCAGGGUGUUACGUGCAGCUUGCUGAUUCUGAGCCUUUUAUAAACGUUUAGGACCAGAGCUAGACUGGGACGGCCACUGAUACCACCCCCUCCACAGCAGAGUCGUCUGUGGAGAGUCAAGGUUUUACACUAUAAACAAAUGACUCAAACCAAACUCUUAAUGUGUCUAAGCUUUUACUGCUUUGGAGACAAGCGCUCUCUCAUACAAACUUCACACACCCUCCGCAGACAGGACAGCUCUGCAUCUCUACACACACCCUCCACAGACAGGACAGCUCUGCAUCUCUUCACACACCCUCCGCAGACAGGACAGCUCUGCAUCUCUUCACACACCCUCCGCAGACAGGACAGCUCUGCAUCUCUUCACACACCCUCCGCAGACAGGACAGCUCUGCAUCUCUUCACACACCCUCCACAGACAGGACAGCUCUGCAUCUCUUCACACACCCUCCACAGACAGGACAGCUCUGCAUCUCUUCACACACAGCUCUGCAUCUCUUCACACACAGCUCUGCAUCUCUUCACAAACAGCUCUGCAUCUCUUCACACACAGCUCUGCAUCUCUUCACAAACAGCUCUGCAUCUCUUCACACACAGCUCUGCAUCUCUUCACACACCCUCCACAGAUAGGACAGCUCUGCAUCUCUUCAC
Messenger RNA from Oncorhynchus masou masou (cherry salmon), 1567 nucleotides. RefSeq names its product speriolin-like. The transcript has 5 exons. Bases 1 to 894 code for a protein of 297 amino acids. Gene Ontology annotation, cellular component: centrosome. NCBI's taxonomy places the organism in Eukaryota, Metazoa, Chordata, Actinopteri, Salmoniformes, Salmonidae. The record is from RefSeq and is a predicted model, not a curated record.